UACAGUAGGUGGCGGUAUGCACCUUUACAGUUGGUUUGCAACCCCGCGAGUAAAUCCACAAGAGAACAAGAAAGAGCUCGCGUGUUUUGUUUGCGUAUCCUCGGUGUUUUUCUCUAUUGAGUGUUUUAUUGAGUGUAAACAAAGAAAAUUUAGUCUUGUCUCUGUGUAUUUUAGUGUUGAUGAUGAGAUGGAUGUGAUUGACGGGAGUCGGGAUUCAGUGUGGAUGAGCAAAGAUCAGAGCCGCACACCACAACCACUGCUGGACUCUGAACUCUCUGAAGAGAAAUCCGGACACACACAGGACUCCGAGCUCAGUCUGACUUUACUCUGUUAUACUGAGUCAAAGCACACAGACGCUCAGGACACUACAGUGUGUGACAGUAAUCAGGACUUACAGGAUGAUGAAUCUACUGAUCAAACCUCCACAGAGUCUCUGGAUUCUGUCUGUAACGCUGGAGAACAGCAGCAGAUCCUGCAGACCAAACUCAACAUGUGUUCAGUCAAACUCAUCGACUGCAGGAACCUCGUGAUGAAGAUGAGAAGAGAAACCACCACAGGAGAAGAUCACACUGAGGAAGAAGAGGAUUUUAUUUCGUCAGAUUUGAGAAGUGAUUCGUGUUCAGGUGGAGAAAUAACGUCCUCAACAUCAAAAAAGCGACGGACCGCACAACCUCUUUCCUGCAUCACCUGUGGAAAGACAUUCAGCUCACAUGGACAUUUAAAGAGACAUGAGAGAAAACACACAGAACAUGAACUCUUCAACUGCAAGAGAUGUAAGAUCAGCUUUACUACCUUACAAGAAAAGGAACUUCAUUCACAAGAACACAGAGAGAAGAAGAUAAAGUUUGAGUGUCAGCAGUGUGGAAAGGUUUGUCUCAUCUUAUCUCAGUUGAAACGCCACAUGAGGACACACAUUGAUGAAAAGUCUUUCCACUGCACUGAAUGUGGCAAAUAUUUCAGCACCGAAGGAUAUCUCGAUGCUCAUAAGAAAAUUCACACAGAAGGAAAACCAUACGAGUGUCCUCACUGUGAGAAGAAAUUUGGCAAAAAAGCCCAUCUGAAGAGACAUGCGCUUAUACACACCAAUGAGAAACCGUAUCAGUGCAGGGAAUGUGACAAAGUCUUUAGGGAUUCAGAUUCAUUAAAAUCGCACCAGAAAAUUCACUCUGAAGAGAAACACUAUUAUUGUUUACACUGUGAUAAACGUUUCAGUCUUAAAUCUAGUCUUAUAGUCCAUGAGAGACUUCACACUGGAGAGAAACCUUAUUGCUGUACUGUUUGUGGGAAGAGUUUUCGUCACAGUGGUACUUUAUUGUCACACCAGAAAGUUCAUACAGGUGAAAAACCUUACAAAUGCUCUCAUUGUGAGAAGACGUUUGCUCAUUCAGCUUCCUUAAAAGCCCAUCAAAGACUUCACACUGGAGAGAAACCUUAUUGCUGCUCUCAUUGUGGAAAGAGCUUCUCUGAUCCAUCUAGUUUUAGAGUUCAUCAAAGAGUUCACACUGGAGAGAAACCUCAUCACUGUGAUCUUUGUGGGAAGAGUUUCAGUCGACAUGACAGUUUAUUGUCACACCAGAAAGUUCAUACAGGUGUAAAACCUUACAAAUGCUCUCAGUGUGAGAAGACGUUUGCUCAGUCAUAUUCCUUAAAAAUCCAUGAGAGAGUUCACACUGGAGAGAAACCUUACGUCUGCUCGAUCUGUGGAAAGAGCUUCUCUCAAUCAUGUUAUUUUAAACUUCACCAGAGAAUUCACACUGGAGAGAAACCUCAUCACUGUGAUGUUUGUGGGAAGAGUUUUAAUGUACAAAAGAGUUUAGUGUUGCACCAGAGAACUCAUACAGGUGAAAAACCUUACAAAUGUUCUCAUUGUGACAAGACAUUUGCUCAUUCAUCUUCCGUAAAAUCCCAUGAGAGGGUUCACACCGGAGAGAAACCUUACGUCUGCUCGAUCUGUGGAGAGAAAUUUGGUUAUGCCAUAAGUCUUCAGAAUCAUCAGAAGAAACAUACUGAAGAACAGACUACACUGAAAAAAAUUGUAGUGUCUUUCUUGUCUCCGUGUAUUUUAAUGUUAAUGAUGAGAGAUGAGAUGGAUGUGAUGUGCUGUAAAUCAGGAACUGAUCAGGACUUACAGGAUGAGGAAUCUACUGAUCAAACCUCCACAGAGUCUCUGGAUUCUGUCUGUAACGCUGGAGAACAGCAGCAGAUCCUGCAGACCAAACUCAAGAUGUGUUCAGUCAAACUCAUCGACUUCAGGAACCUCAUGAUGAAGAUCAAAACUGAACCCACAGAAAUAAAAACUGAAACCACAGAAAUAAAAACGGAACCUACAGAAAUAAAAACUGAACCUACAGAAAUAAAAACUGAACCCACAGAAAUGAAAGCAAGACCUACAGAAUAUGAAGACAAUCCUAAUGAUGGUCAUCAUGAUUUUAGUCUAACAGAUAUGAGGAGUGAAUUAUAUUUGAAUGGAGAAAUAACGUCCUUGACAUCAGCACAAACUCAAGAGAAGAAGCAGUUUCACUGUCAGCAGUGUGGAAAAAAUUGUGACUUCUUAUCUCAGCUGAUAUCUCACAUGAGGACACACAGUGAUGAAAAGCCUUUCCACUGCACUGAAUGUGGCAAAAACUUCAGCACCAAAGAAAAUCUUGAGCUUCAUCAGAAAAUUCACACAGGAGAAAAACCAUACGAGUGUCCUCACUGUGAGAAGAGAUUUUCCUAUGCAUACAGUUUAAAGUCACAUGUGUGUUUACACACUAAUAAGAAACCGUAUCAGUGCAGUGAAUUUGGAAAAAACUUUAGGGAUUCAUUCUCUUUAAAAUCACACCAAACAUUACACACUGGAGAGAGACCCUAUCAAUGUUCACAUUGUGAUAAAGUUUUCGCUCAAAAAUCUCAGCUGGUAUGUCAUGAGAGAGUUCACACUGGACAGAAACCUUACGUCUGCUCUCACUGUGGUAAAAGCUUCUCUAGGCCAUCUACAUUAACUGUUCAUGAGAAAAUUCACACUGGAGAGAAACCUCAUCACUGUAAUGUCUGUGGGAGGAGUUUCAGUCAAUAUUACAGUUUAGUGGCACACCAGAGAACUCAUACAGGUGAAAAACCUUACAAAUGCUCUCAGUGUGAGAUGACGUUUGCUCAGUCAGGUUCCUUAAAAAGCCAUGAGAGACUUCAUACUGGUGAGAAACCUUACCAAUGCAGUGUUUGUGGGAAGGGUUGUAGACAUCGGAUCACUUUAGUGAGACACCAGAGAACUCAUACAGGUGAAAAACCUUACAAAUGCUCUGAGUGUGACAAGACAUUUAAUCAUCCGAGUUCCUUAAAAGCCCAUCAGAGAGUUCACACUGGAGAGAAACCUCAUCGCUGUGAUGUUUGUGGGAUGAGUUUCAUUCAACAUUACAAUUUAGUGUCACAUCAGAGAGUUCACACUGGAGAGAAACCUUAUAUCUGCUCGAUCUGUGGAGAGGGAUUUGCUCAUUUUAGAAGUCUUCACAAUCAUCAGAAGAAACAUACUGAAGAACAAACUACACUGAAAUCAUCAUAGUGUCUCAAUGAUAGAAAGUCAGUCAAACCCAGCUGCUUUAGAUCAUGGGUUCUUCAGCGAUAUAUUUUUCAUUAACAGAAUCCUCCUUUUAAAGACUACAAAGUACGAUCGGUUUGGACUACAGCUCUUUAGUUCCCGGUUAAAUGCUCAUCUAUGUUUAUUUUUACCGUUGGAAGCAUACAUGCUUAUAAAGGAAUGUGACAGAUAUUUUUGACCUGACACAAGGAGUUCUAGUGGGCUAAUCACUGCACGUGCGAUCCGUGGGAAAUGGACGCUUUGUCACAUUUUUGGCGAUGUGUGUAUGUCAGGCCAUGCAGAGCUCCUGAAAGCCUACGGCGUAGAACUUAAGCACGACUAUAAAUAACAUCACAUUGAGUUUUCAUGUGGUUUAGUGUUGGAGUGAUGCCAGUGAUUUCUGAUGAUAUUUCUGUUUUCUUGAAAUUGAAGCAUUUGUAUUAAGAGAUUAAAGGUUUGGAUUUGAUUCCCUAAAAAACACACGCACGCACACACACUUUUUACUGUUUGCCCUGAGGGGUUGCUUCUGGAUUUUAUAACUUGGUUAAGAGCAGCACCUGGUGGAUAACGGAAAUAUGGAUGGCCGUAAAAACUCGUCAUUUGCAAGGAAAGAGUUAAAUGCAGUGUAAGUUACUAUGGAUAAAAACAUCUGCCCAAUACAUUAUGUUCGAUUUGAUAGAUCUGAGCAGAAAAAUUAAUUUGUGUUUUAUUUCAUUUAUUAUCAAUUGUAUCCCUCAUUUAUAUGAUAAUUUUAUCAUUCUCUUAUUUGUAUUAUUCUUUUUAUAUUGCAUAAAUUAUAUUCAAUGUUGUCCUUAAUUCUGACUUGAUUCUCCAAUGGUCUCCAUCUCAAUACAGCAGUUAUUUUUUGUCCAAAGUUUUUAAGAACUACAAAUUAACAAAUUGUUGUGAGAAUGCUGCAUCUCAUUUACAUUAUUGAUGGAAAAGAAACUUGAUGAGGAAACCAAUUAAUUAGACAACGAUCUUUACUAUUAUGUACCAAACACUACAGAAUUGCACUAACUUUACAAUACAAAUGUGUUUUAUACAUAUAAAGUAAUGCAACUAAGGAAAAACUAGCAAGCAAAAAGUCAAGGGUCGAGAGUCCAACUAAAACAAACACUGAUCCCCAUAAUUGUGACUUUAAAUGAAUCAAAUCAUCAACAUCUAAAUCUUAUAAGUGAAUUGUGUUUUCUACAGUAAUAUAUUUAGAUAAAAAAUGUUUUAUAACAGUUUUUAUUAAUAAUAAAAUGCAAAGUUUCUCUAUCAUCAAUCAAACAACUCAAUAUAAUAAACA
This is a messenger RNA of Misgurnus anguillicaudatus (oriental weatherfish), 4850 nucleotides long. RefSeq lists its product as uncharacterized. Gene Ontology annotation, biological process: regulation of transcription by RNA polymerase II. Gene Ontology annotation, molecular function: DNA-binding transcription factor activity, RNA polymerase II-specific. NCBI's taxonomy places the organism in Eukaryota, Metazoa, Chordata, Actinopteri, Cypriniformes, Cobitidae. The record is from RefSeq and is a predicted model, not a curated record. Gene Ontology annotation, cellular component: nucleus.